AUGAUGCCAUUCGUGAUUGUGGCCUUUUUGAUCGUGCUAUAUGCACUUUACAGGUACUCGAUAUGGACCACGAUUCCUCGUAUUGAAGGCAUCCCAGAGAUCCCCGGUGCGCUUCCUUUUAUUGGUCACCUGCACUAUUUUGGAGCCAGCUCGGGCAAGGCCGACGCGACUGUAUGGACGGAAUGGAGUCAGAAGUACGGAUAUGAUCUGUAUCAGGCCAAGUUUGGUCAGACGCGGUUCCUCGUGGUAAACUCGAUCCGAACUGUCAAGGACCUGUGGUUGGGUGAGAACCUGUCCAUCAUCGAAAAGCGAGAACCAUUCACUUUUAAAAAAUAUAUUGGUCUGGACUUUGCGUCCAUGGCUUGGACAGACGCGUGCAAGCGCCAGAGGAAUGCAGCAGUCAAGGCAAUGUCCAAGAGCAACUGGAUCAAGUUUAUUCCCGCCGUGGAAAGGGCGAGCGAAGAGAUGAUUCUCGCCAUCCUCCACGAUGGCGAGCGAGGACAGAAACCCCUCAAUCCGUUGCCUUACAUGGCCGGAGUCGCCAACAAUCUCAGCUGGCUAAUUGCAUACGGUAAAAGUGUGGCCGACAUGGGCGGAAGUUCAUUCUUUCGAGGUUUCUUCGACGCAUCACAGCAAGUCACAUCAAUCCGGUGGUCGACUCACCAGUGGACGGACUGGGUCCCGCUUCGUCGUCUUUUCCCCAGUGUCCAUAUCACUCGAGCCAUCCAGGCAAAGGAGAAGCGAAAAUACUAUCUUGACAAAUUAUACGAUGCCAUGGUCCAGGAUAUUGAACAGGGCCAAGACGUCCACUGUAUUGGAGCAGAUGUCACCUUGGAUGAGAAGUCCCAAUUGACCAAAGAGGACGUUCAAAGUGUUUGCGAAGGCAUGAUGCAAGGCGGCAGCGAGACCAUCGGAGCCACUCUUUCGUGUGGACUUGGUGCUCUUGCAACGGCCGAGGGACAGAAGAUCCAGAAAGAGGCAUACGAUGCCAUCCUUGCCGAGUAUGGCUCAGCCAAGGCGGCGUGGGAUGCGGCAUUUCGCGAAGAAAAGGUCGAAUACGUGGUUGCCCUGUACAAAGAGAUGAUGCGCCAAUAUGUCGUGGUGCCACAAGGAGCCGGUAGAAUGACAGCCAAAGAUCUACCCUUCCGUGGUACCGUGCUGCCCAAGGGUAUCCUCAUCUUUAUGAACCUCGAAGGGGCGAAUCAUGAUAAAGAAUGGUACGGCGAAGAUGCAGGGGAGUUCAACCCUAAGCGUUGGCUGACACGGGAGAAUUUGAUCAAUGACAAGGGCAACACUCCUCAUCUCGGCUAUGGAGCAGGGGCAAGAAUGUGUCCUGCGUGGGCCAUCUCGAAUCGAAUUUUAUAUGGUCUGUUGGUGCGAAUCAUCAUCAAUUUUCAGAUCACCCACACGCCAACAGCACCACCAAAUACUCAUCCGACCCAAUUCAACGUAACACCUAGAUCCUCGGUCGCUCGGCCGGGUCCUUGGGGGGCGAUCUUUACCUCCAGGUCGAAAGGGUCGAGCCUCGCCACGCACGAGACCAAUGACAUGCUCGAAAUGGUAGAAUAA
Messenger RNA from Fonsecaea monophora, 1569 nucleotides. RefSeq lists its product as hypothetical. The transcript has 7 exons. Bases 1 to 1569 code for a protein of 522 amino acids. The record is from RefSeq and is a predicted model, not a curated record. Gene Ontology annotation, molecular function: monooxygenase activity; oxidoreductase activity, acting on paired donors, with incorporation or reduction of molecular oxygen; heme binding. NCBI's taxonomy places the organism in Eukaryota, Fungi, Ascomycota, Eurotiomycetes, Chaetothyriales, Herpotrichiellaceae.